CACUGGGAGGUUUCUAAGGUGACCCCGACAGUCAACAAACAUGGCUAGUACAGCAGGGAGCUCCCACCAACAUGAGCGAUCCUGCUCCCACAUCCCAACAUUCUCAGGACGUCAUCCCAUGAUCCCCAAACUUUAUGUGAUGCCAUGGAAACAGGACAUGAAGAACCAGAGGCUCCUGAUGAAGAACGCAGCUCUAGCUGGGAUCCCUGUGGUUCCUCUUGAGGAGUCUUUGUGUUUUUGUGGCCGAGAGCGUCUCUGCCACAGUGAGAACUCCACCCACCACUCCACCUCUUCAUCCUCCUCCCCGUCCCCCUCUUCGUCUGCCCUUCUCAGCCAGACUGGACUAAUAGCUCAUCACUCUUCCCACUUCUCCAGGUACAACAGCUCUGUGGUGACAACCAGACAACUCUACCAAGCCUGAAGACACAUCACACAAAUACUGAUAAACCUGAGUGGCUAUUGUUUUCAUCACAUCUGUGCAUUUAAUAUUGUUUAAGCAGAUAUGUGAUCCUUUAAUUAGCUUGCAAAAGAUUAAUUUGUCCUAUUUUGAAUAAAUAACAUUAUAUUGAAGGUGUGGCUCUAUUUAAAGAAUACAGCAGAAAAUGUAUAUGCAUAACUAUGUUUUCAUUAGUACGUAAUCACUGGAAAAAUGUUUCUACAGUAGCCCAAAAAGGACAAACCAAACACUAGACUAAUUUAAUCGAGCUAUUUUAGUUUUUCAGUUUCAUGCUUUCUUUUCAUGUCACCACUAGAUGUCAAUAAUUUAUAAAAAAAAUCCAAACCUGAAAGCUUCAGAAUACAGAUGAUGGAAAACUUGUACGAGAUAAAUGUGCACAAAUGUAUAGAAAAGUGGUAUGCAAUAUAUGCAAUGAAAUGAAUGCUGCAAAAGUA
Messenger RNA from Larimichthys crocea (large yellow croaker), 891 nucleotides. RefSeq lists its product as uncharacterized. Lineage: Eukaryota; Metazoa; Chordata; Actinopteri; Sciaenidae. The transcript is spliced from 4 exons. Bases 41 to 421 code for a protein of 126 amino acids. The record is from RefSeq and is a predicted model, not a curated record.